Camelus dromedarius (Arabian camel) is the source of this 2346-nucleotide messenger RNA. RefSeq names its product methyl-CpG binding domain protein 3 (gene MBD3). NCBI's taxonomy places the organism in Eukaryota, Metazoa, Chordata, Mammalia, Artiodactyla, Camelidae. Gene Ontology annotation, molecular function: methyl-CpG binding. Gene Ontology annotation, cellular component: nucleus. Bases 210 to 986 code for a protein of 258 amino acids. The transcript has 7 exons. The record is from RefSeq and is a predicted model, not a curated record. Gene Ontology annotation, biological process: DNA methylation-dependent constitutive heterochromatin formation; negative regulation of transcription by RNA polymerase II.
GGGGCUGGCGAGCGCGGGGAGGGGGCCGAGAGGGCGGCAAAGCCGGCGCGCGCCUAGCUGGGGGCGGAGGGAGGGGGCCCACGGGCCGGAACAGCCGUGGCAAGUGGCGGCGGCAGCGGCAGAGGCAGCUGAGGCAGCGGCGGCGAGCGGGGGUCCGCGCGGCGGCGGCGGCGGCGGCGGCGGCGGCGCGGGCCGAGGAGCCGGGCGCGAUGGAGCGGAAGAGCCCGAGCGGGAAGAAGUUCCGGAGCAAGCCACAGCUGGCGCGGUACCUGGGGGGCUCCAUGGACCUGAGCACCUUUGACUUCCGCACAGGCAAGAUGCUGAUGAGCAAGAUGAACAAGAGCCGGCAGAGGGUGCGGUACGACUCCCCCAACCCGGUCAAGGGCAAACCCGACCUGAACACGGCCCUCCCGGUCAGGCAGACCGCGUCCAUCUUCAAGCAGCCAGUGACCAAGAUCACCAACCAUCCCAGCAACAAGGUGAAGAGCGACCCCCAGAAGGCCGUGGAACAGCCCCGGCAGCUCUUCUGGGAGAAGAAGCUGAGCGGCUUGAAUGCCUUCGACAUUGCAGAGGAGCUGGUGAAAACCAUGGACCUCCCCAAGGGUUUGCAAGGCGUGGGGCCCGGCUGCACGGAUGAGACGUUGCUCUCGGCUAUCGCCAGUGCCCUGCACACCAGCACCAUGCCCAUCACCGGGCAGCUCUCGGCCGCCGUGGAGAAGAACCCCGGGGUCUGGCUCAACACAGCCCAGCCGCUCUGCAAGGCCUUCAUGGUGACUGACGAGGACAUCAGGAAGCAGGAGGAGCUGGUGCAGCAGGUCCGCAAGCGGCUGGAGGAGGCACUGAUGGCCGACAUGCUGGCCCAUGUGGAGGAGCUGGCCCGGGACGGGGAGGCGCCGCUGGAUAAGGUGGGCGCCGACGAGGAGGAGGAGGAGGAGGAGGAGGAGGAGGAGGAGCCGGACCAGGACCAGGAGAUGGAGCACGUCUAGAGCAGAGCCUGCCCCGCCCUGCCCUGCCCGCGUUGGGCCGCCUGCAGGCGCGGCCCUCCCGAGCUGGGACCAGGCUCGCUGGCCCGGCGCCUCCUUGCCCUGCCCAGGCGUGCCCUCCCCGCCAGGCCUCGGGGGCGCGGCUGAAGGACGGUCUCGCACCUGCCGGGCCCCUACGGCUGUGUUACUCUGAAGGGGCCAGGUCUGUAGGCACCAGUUGCUCCGCACCAGGCUCAGGCCAGCCUGGUCCCCGCAGCCACUGCCACCGGGCAGCCUGCGAGGUUCCCCGUGGGCCUGGGGAAGCAUUUUCUGGAACGGUCUCACUUCCGAUCUGUGCACGUGAUGGAUGAUACUCCGGACCACGUGUCCACCCUUCAGGAGAGGGUGCAGGAUGGCUCUCCAGUGCCCCGAGCUGGGCAGAGCCAUGGCGACUCGGAGAGUACCCGAAAGCAAACGGCACAACCCAGACGUUUUCCUUCAAUAAACCCGUGGUACAAACGAGGCUGGACGUCCACGUGGCUGCUUAAGCUUCUGUGUUUGCUGCACAUGGACAGGACCUUGGCCUUUGAGCCUGAAAAUCUCACUGUCUGCAGCCAGACUGGCCCUGCCUGAGGGUCAGUGCCCUGGAUGAACUGCUUAUGGCCGGGAGCACUGGUGGCCGGACUCACUGGGCCAGGGCUCCGAGGCAGUGCUGCUGUCCACCAGCCUCCAAGCCUCAGUUUUGCCUGGGAGGGCAGGACCAAUGACGCCCAGCUGGUGGGCUUGGGGCCUCGUGCUGCCUGGGGCCCAGGCAAUAGCCUCCGAGGAACGUUGGGCUGGGAGGCCAUCGGGGAUGUGCUGUUGACCCCCACCUCCAGCGCCAAGUGCCCCUGGUGAGGGGGGUGUCCACUGCUCUGAGUGGAGCCUGGGCCAGCACCCUCCCCUCGGUCCCAGGAUGCCGUUGGGGUGGCCCUGGCACUCCGUUGGCCCAAAGACACGCCGUGGGCCAGUGCAUCCCCACUGCCCAGCAGCCCUGCAGCCGUACUGCUGGGAGGGGCCCAAGUCGCUGCCUCCUUUGACCAGACACCCUGUGCUGUGGUGGGCCUGCCAGGCAGGGUGACAGUGGGAGCCCCUUGGGGCUGUGGCUUGCCCCUCCCUCCAAGGACACUGGCCCGGGAGGUUGGGCUGACCGCAUCCUCCCAAAGUCAAAGCACAAAGCCCCAAGGACUGAGCACUGGUCUUUGGGGCUGCAGUACCCAUGCCAGGGCCGGGCUGCCACAACCCCAGGAAGGCCCCUCGGCCCAGGCUGCAGCACUGAGGGGAAGCCUGGUGGAGCCGCGGGAGGCCCGUGUGCAGUGCUGAAUAAAACACGUCCUGCAAUGUG